GUUGCUCUUUCCAUAGACAUUGAUUUAAACUAUGUCAUAUCCAAACAGACGUCAUCUUAACUCUUCCUGAAACAAGCUGCUAAAGAGAUCCAUUUAUUACACAUGGUCCUUAUUAUUGUUAUAGGUUUCAUGUCCCUUGCAGAAGAUGGAACCCCUCGCUAAGGAUCUAGCCUUCCACGCAAUACCGACACUAGCACUAGGCACAAUAGUUGGUGAAAUAUUUUUAGACGUUAAAACCUUCCGAGACGAGACGCUAAGUCGGCGAGCCGCGGUUAGAUUAAAAUCUCUAGUAUAAUAUCGGUAUACUACUGCCUUAUUCAUUUGGAAGGUUUUUAUUUUCGAUGAUGCCAAUGUAAAAACUAUAUGUAUUUGAAUCAAACUUUUCUUUUUGGCUCGGACAUUUUGUUGUUGGAGUUUGUAUUUUAUAUGGACUCUAUUCCGAGAUGUGAAGAUAUUUUCUGAAUGUCUAAGGUAGGUGGGGGUAUCGAAGCAUUACCUCAUAAGAUAAACUACCUCGGCAUUUUCCUAUUCUGGCAUUAGUGGCUAACGGACAACUGGAACAAAAAAUCCGUUGGGAAACCAAAUCCGCAGUAACAAACCGGAGUGGCUUAUCAAGUUACUCAACAACAUCCCGCCGCAACUCGUCGCGACAAGAAAUAAUAUGGCAUCGGAGUUGGUUUAAUUGGUUAGGACAACGAAAUCCGCCCGGCUUGGAAGGGCCCACUACGGCCUCAAUUCCCUCUCGUAGUCAUGUUCGCCAUACGAAUGCGAGGAGCCAAUCGUCUGGCUAGGGUGCAUUACCGCCAGCUCACGAUUAUUGACCCGACUAUAAAGACGAUCCUGCGCCCGGGUCGGUCAAUACCACAUAGUCGCUUUGUCAGCACAUCCCCUUACGCAGGCGAAGGUUCUUCACUACCGCCCCGAUCCUUCCUACAGCGCGUCACCAGAUUUAUAGCUAUCGGCAUAGUAUUCACCACCCUUGGUUUCGCAAUGGCAGCAGCUCCCGUUAUCGCGGCCAUCAAUGGCAAAGCACCCACGGGUGCCGAGACCCUUACCAUGUAUACCCCGGCGACGGAUGAAGAGCGCGAGGUCGAGGACUUCAUAAGCAACCACUCGCUCACCCAAGAGAUGCGGUCGAAGCCGGAGUUCCGUGAGGCGAGGCCGCAUCUUCAGAUCCCGCCCGCGUAUCGGGAUAACAACCUCACAGGUGGCACGUUGCUAGGACCGGGCAGAAUCGUUGUCCCGCCGGUGAUAUUCUCCGAGGAAGGCGGCAAGUCCUUGGUGUCGAUAUCGUACCUAGGCCAGGAGCUAUGCGGUCACCCGGGUAUAGUUCACGGUGGACUCCUUGCGACUCUACUCGAUGAGGGUCUGGCGCGGUGUUGUUUCCCCGCCUUACCGCAGAAGAUUGCGGUUACUGCCAACCUCAAUAUCAACUACCGCGCUCCGGCGCCGGCCAAGUCGUAUAUAGUGCUUAGGGCUACCACGACCAAAGUAGAAGGGCGCAAGGCUUGGGUCGAGGGGCGGAUAGAAACUCUAGUCAACGAAGGAGAGAAACCCUUAGUUCUUGCGGAGGCGACAGCGCUGUUUAUUGUCCCUAGGGAAUUGGGCAUGAUCACGAAUAUUUUCCCCACGACAUAAGCGUGUGCGAUAGACCACGAUAGAACAUGAUGAGAGGAUAGGGGUAAUAGAUUAUGAUAGACGGCAUGUCUCACAAUUGAGACGGAGUUUGGCUGGAACUUAGAGCUUUGUUGCUUUAGAAUUCUUUUUACUUUAAUAUGUUCCCGUGGAGCUAUUUAACAUACCCAAGAGAGUGGUAUCGAAUGAUACUCGAAUGACCUUGUCCCCGCUAUAUGCUACAUAUAAUACGAAUUCCAAUGGGUUUUAAACUACAAACGUAUUUAUCUCCCCU
Hypoxylon trugodes is the source of this 1909-nucleotide messenger RNA. RefSeq names its product Thioesterase/thiol ester dehydrase-isomerase. The coding region runs from base 751 to 1638 and encodes 295 amino acids. Lineage: Eukaryota; Fungi; Ascomycota; Sordariomycetes; Xylariales; Hypoxylaceae. The record is from RefSeq and is a predicted model, not a curated record. The transcript has 3 exons.